This is a messenger RNA of Macroventuria anomochaeta, 1479 nucleotides long. RefSeq lists its product as uncharacterized. Lineage: Eukaryota; Fungi; Ascomycota; Dothideomycetes; Pleosporales; Didymellaceae. Gene Ontology annotation, molecular function: triacylglycerol lipase activity. The transcript has 4 exons. Bases 1 to 1287 code for a protein of 428 amino acids. The record is from RefSeq and is a predicted model, not a curated record. Gene Ontology annotation, biological process: lipid catabolic process.
AUGAAACAGGGCCGAAGCUCGGCUUGCAGUGCAAGGUUGUGGCUGGCCGUCACGAGCUCGCAGGUUGCCAACCUAAACAUAUCGGCCAAUGUUGCCUCAGAGUAUGGCUGCAAUGCUACUUGCUACAAAGCCCUCAGUGCUGGUCUGGCCAUCGACGCUGCGGCAUACGGCGCCCUGUACAACGAGGAUUUCUAUGCGACAGCGGAUAACUUCUCUGCUUCGGUACCGGGAGACAUCCUAAAGUUUCAGCCCAUCAACUCUGACGACUUGUCAGGCAGCGUGCCGAAAGGCACGACUGCCUACCGGCUCCAGUACACCUCAAUCGACCUUUUUGGCAAUAAGGUCCCGGUGACUGGCUUUGUCGCUUUCCCAUACGCCAAUCGAACGAACGUUCAUCUAUUCCAGACAGUUGCAUGGGCACACGGUACCUCGGGCGUCUUCAAAGGUUGCGCUCCUUCCGUCAUGCCCAGCUUGUACGAGUAUGCCAGCUGGUCGCAUCUCAUUGAUAGAGGCUACACGGUUGUUGCGAUCGACUACGCUGGCUUGGGCAACGACAACACUGGCCAUCCGUAUGUGGCACUAUCCGCCCACGCCAACGAUGUUUUCUACUCGGUGGCUGCUAUGAGCGUCGGCUACUCUCAGGGUGGAGGCACGGUUUACUCGGCUCCCGCUGGCAAAUACCUCGGAACAAUCGCUCAGGCGCCAGGAGUGUUCAUGGGCAGCACGGCUCUCGCAGCCUCAGAAUCUCCGAAAAACUUCACUUCCGAUGUGGGUUCGUCCCGUAGUGUUUUCGGCGAGCUUGGCUGGGCAUUGAUUGGUGUCCAAAACAUCUACCCGAACAAGACCGUCGACUGGAUCGACUCUACCUUCAAAAAGCGCCUGGAGCUUGCCAAAAAGGCGCAGGCAUGCUACGCCUCAAUGGAAUCUCUCGCAACUGACCUCAACAUCAACCACAUUGUCAGCCUCUCGGCUAAUACCACCGCCGAGCAAGCUCAACGAAUCAUAUCACUCUUGGACGAGCUGUCAGCUGUUGGGGUGAAGAAGAGCUGUCAGCCAAUUCUCGUCGUUCAAGGCCUUGAGGACGUGUCAGUGUUGCCUCAAGUGGUGGAGUCAGCAUAUAACGCAACCUGCCAGGCGGGCAGUGAGGUACAUCUGCAGUUAUACCUUGGACUCGACCACGAUCUUGUAAUCCCGGCCUCAGCACCCUAUUUCCUGCAGCGAAUGGACGAUCGCUUUGACAGUGUUGCAACGCAAGGCGGAUGCUCUAGAGAGACCGUGGAGCCUUGAUGCUAGCAACAUGUAUGCACCAGAAGACGAGGCCUAAUAGACAGACAGCUGCCAAUUGUGCCUACGACAACAUAUCGGUCUAGAGCUGUUACACACUGUUCUGGCCCGGAAACAUAUGAGGCAUCACCAAUACAAGUAAAACUUAGCAACCUAAACAGGCUUCGAGGCUCACAGCAUGUUGCCUUUGUCUUG